Molecule: messenger RNA, 981 nt
Organism: Microdochium trichocladiopsis
Lineage: Eukaryota; Fungi; Ascomycota; Sordariomycetes; Xylariales; Microdochiaceae
Exons: 2
Coding region: 1-981 (326 amino acids)
Biological process (GO): tRNA wobble uridine modification
Cellular component (GO): elongator holoenzyme complex
Source: RefSeq, a predicted model, not a curated record
AUGGCCACACGCAUCCCCCAUCUCCUGGAGCCGUACCUCUGCCUCCCGCCAGAAUCUUCUCUGACGCUGCUCACGGGCGUCCUGGGCGCCUCGACAAACUGGCUGGUCCUGCGGUACCUCUACUCGUUGCUCGCAAAUACACCACACACCAACCUGCACAGUCAUGGGCCCUCAUCAUCAUCAGACCCCACAGGGUCCGGCACGGAGCCUGUCAGAGUGGUUUUCCUGAGCUUCCUGCGUGACUACGCGUUCUGGAAGGACAAUGCCGCGAGGCUGGGCAUAGACCUCGACAGCGCCUCCGCCAAGGCCAGGUUCGUCUACGUCGACGGCCUGACGAACUUGUUCUCGGGUGGUGAUGGUGGUGCGGCUGCUGCUGCUGCUGCUUCAAGCUCCUUGUCAGCACCGCUAGGAAGAAUCUCGGGCUCAGGGUCUGCCCGACUGACGCUGAACGAGCCGACAGCUGCGGCGUUGAGAGAUGUCCUGGAACUCGCGGUGGGGCAAAGGCCGCAGCCCACAACCUCGCGGCCGGCUGCCGGUGGUGGUGAUGGCGGCGGUGAUGCUGUGGCAGGACCUGCACAAGUCAAGACGGUCCUGGUGGUUGAUCAGAUGGAUCUGCUUGUUGCGGCGUCCGGGGACGCGAGUUUGCAGAGUGGCUUGGCAGACGCCCUUCUGGAUAUUCGCGAGAAGGUAUAUUCCACCAUCAUCACUCUUUCGGCCGACGAACCGCUCAUCCAGGCCCAGAACACGCCCCUGGAGAAGAGGCACGCUUCCCUCGUAUUGUCUACAGCCCACACCGCCGAUCUCGUCAUCAGCGUCCGGCUGCUCGACACCGGUUCAGCUAGGGAUGUCAGUGGCGUGCUGAGGGUCACGGCAGGUGGCAGCGGAGGCGGAGAUGCUGGGGAACCGGAACCAGAUGAGCGGGAGUUGUUGUAUCAUAUUGGAGGGGAUGGGGCGGCGCGGGUGUUUGAGCGUGGGCAGUAG